AUGAUUGAUUUAAAACCAUUUAACUUUAACAUAGAAGCGUAUUGCUAUAAGCAUCCUUAGAAAAAGCUAGAAUUUUUUUGUUUAUCUAAUGAAAGCUCUGAAAGAUUAUUUUGCUCUAACUGUAUUUUAAAGGGACAGUUACCAUGCAAAUAAUCUGAUUUAAUUGAUAUUGAAGAGUUCCUACUAUCUUAAAAAUAGAUUUUAGAUACAAAGGGAAUACAUUCAUAUCCUGAAAUAAAUAAAUAUUUGUCUUAAAAGAAAAGAAGAGAAGUAGAAUACCAAUCAAUUAUCUAAAAUGAACUUUAAAAGUUUAGCGAAUAUGUAAAUUUAUUGCAAGAAAGAGUAAACAAUGCUUUUAAAAAUUUAAGAAAGAUAGUUGAAAAUGAGUUUGUUUAGAAAGAAAACUAAUAUAUGUAUUAAUCAAAUCAACUCAUUUAAACAAUUAAUCAAAGCUUUACAGCUUCUCUUCUUGGCAACUAUAAAUCCUUUGAAGAGCUUUUAACUUAAUUCGAUUUAACUUCUUCUUUAGGUUUAAAGGAUCUCGUUAUUGCAUUGAUAGAGGAUGAAAAGAACAGAAUGGAAUUAUAAAAUGAAGUUAAAAAGUAGUUUACAAGUGUUUAAUCGCUUGAAAAAUAGUUCAUUUAUGUUUCUGAAGAUUAACUUUCUGAAAUCGAGACUUCAAUUAAGCAAUUAGAAGAAAAGGUAGGAAAUACUCUAGCAAACAUAGUUUUAACAUUUAAUACACAAGUAAAUGACCUGGGCUUGGGAGAAGGUUCGCCAAUGAAUGUGUCUCACAUAACGGGAAAAGACCAAACUCAACAAUUCAUGCUGAAUGAAUCUGUUUUAAAUCAAUCUGUUUUAAUGAACCAAACUAUAAUUUAAAUGCAAGAAAAUGCACUAUAAACAGUAAAAAUAUCUGAUAUCAGGAAAAUUGUUUGUAGUGCUGAUUUUGUGAGUGGCCACACAAGGUAAAUUAACUCAAUAUGCACUUAUGGACCUAAUAAAGUUGCAACUGGUGGAGAAGAUAAUACCAUUCGUUUGUGGAAUUUAGAAACUAUGGAGUGCUUACUUUGUUUAAGGGGUCACACUUAAGGAGUUCGUGAUUUGAUCUCUUUACCUAAUGGAUUUUUAGUUAGUGCAAGCUAUGAUAAAUUAAUAAAAAUCUGGAAUACUUCCUAAAGUUUAAUCAAUAUGAAUUAAUCUAUUUCGAGUCCUACAAACACCCCUAAUGUUAUUCAAUAAGAUUAUAGCUCUUAAUGCUUAGUUAAAACUUUGAAAGGGCAUUUGAGUGGUGUAAUAUCCCUUUUAUACCUAAGCGGCUAAAUUCUUGCUUCUGGUAGUGCUGAUUACACAAUAAAAAUAUGGGAUUUAUAAUCUGGUGAAGCUUUAAAGACUAUUUCAGGUCAUACAGGAGACAUUUUAUGCCUUUGCCAGCCCUUUAAAAUUAUACUUCCUAAAAGAUACCCUGAAUUUGCAGAUUAAAGAUGCUUGAUUUCAGGUUCAAGUGAUAAGACAAUAAAAGUUUGGAAAUUAAAUAAAAAAAAUAAUUAGGCUGUUUAAGUUAGAAAUUUAGUAGGACACAAAGAUUAUGUUUAAACCUUAGUAAUGCUACCUGAUGAUUCCACUUUAGUUUCAGGUUCUCUUGAUAAGUCUAUAAUGCUUUGGAAUAUUCAUACAGGAUAAAAUAUAGCUAAGCUUGAUGGGCACACCUCUUUUAUUACUAAACUUAACUUAUAUUCUGAAAGAGUUAUUUUAAGUAGUUCUACAGAUGGAACUCUUAAAUUUUGGGAUGUGAACAUAAAAAGUUGUGUGCAUACAUUAGAAGGACAUCAAGGUGCUGUAAAUAACUUCUGCAUUCUUCCUGAUUAAAGCAUAUGGAGUGUAGGCUUUGAUAAGAAUGUUCAUGUAUGGGACUGA
This is a messenger RNA of Tetrahymena thermophila SB210, 1917 nucleotides long. Its product is annotated as WD domain, G-beta repeat protein. The record is from RefSeq and is a predicted model, not a curated record. Gene Ontology annotation, molecular function: protein binding. NCBI's taxonomy places the organism in Eukaryota, Ciliophora, Oligohymenophorea, Hymenostomatida, Tetrahymenidae. The transcript is spliced from 2 exons.